AUGCGCUUGAUAACCUCUGUCUUGCUCGCCCAGCUUCUGUCGACCCCUCUUGUCUCCGCAGCAAUCACCGUCAACGCCCAGAAUGCCGACUCGUUGAAGUCUGCCGCCAAAACAGCCGCUGCCUCCUCUGUCAAGUUCUACAACGACCGAGCCAGCAAGCUCAUCCCCGGUAAAUUCGACGGCACCUGGUGGGAAGCCGGUGCUUUUUUCACUUUUCUUAUCAACUACUGGCAUUGGACCGGCGAUGACCAGUACAACGAUAUCGUCACCGAGGGCAUGUCCUGGCAAGGCGGCCCAAACAAUGAUUUUUUCACAUCAAACUACAGUAGCUACCUGGGAAACGACGAUCAAGAAUUCUGGGCUCUAGGUGCCAUGACCGCCGCUGAACAAAAGUUUCCAGACAACAGCGCGCCCGGCAGUGCAUCCUGGCUCGCGCUGGCUCAGGGUUCCUAUAACGACUUUGCUGAUCGCUGGAACGUCGACAAGGAAUCGUGCAAAGGGGGUCUGCGUUGGCAAAUCUCACCCAUCCUGUCCGGAUAUGAUGCCAAGAACGCCAUUUCCAACGGGGCCUUUUUCCAGCUGGCUGCGCGCCUGUAUCGCUAUACUGGCAACCAAUCGUAUGCAGACAUGGCCGAGACUGUCUGGGACUGGAGUGUGCAGUCCGUGUUGUUUGAUAACCAAACUUGGUUCAUCAAUGACCUUACUCAUAUCUCGGAAAACUGCCAAGACAAGAGCGACAUGCAAUGGACCUACAACUACGGAUCCUACCUCGCUGGCGCAGCCUUCAUGUACAACAAAACGAAUGGCGCCACCAAAUGGAAAUCAGGGGUCGAGGGGCUUCUGGGCUCCGUAUGGGCCACUUUUUUCCCUUCAAAGUACGACAACGUCCUCACCGAGGUCGCUUGCGACCCGAUCAAGACAUGCAACCGGGACCAGCUGUGCUUCAAGGGUCUGAUGGCCGAUUGGCUAUCAAAAACCGCGAUGCUUGUCCCGGAGCAGGCCGCGGCCAUUAUUCCCAAACUGCAAGCCUCCGCCGUUGCUGCUGGAAAACAAUGCAGUGGUUCAGGUAACCAAUGCGGUAUGCAAUGGUAUAGUAGCACCUACGACGGCACUUCGGGAAUUGAACAGGAAAUGUCCGCCCUCAGUAUCUUCGCCAACACCCUGGUAUCCUUUGCGACGAACGGCGGGUCGUCACCCGGUUACACGCCGCCGUCGAUGCCAGGCCCUGUUACAGCAGACGAUGGUGGUAACAGUACCAGUAACCCUUCUGGGGGGCAGUCUUCCGGAGAUGAAUACCAACCUCCAAAGCAGACGCCCAUUACGGGUGGCGACCGUGCAGGUGCAGCCAUUCUUACUCUGCUUUUUUCAACCUCGUGGCUGGCGGGGAUGGCCUGGCUCGUUGUCGGAGGGAUUAUUUAA
Talaromyces rugulosus is the source of this 1419-nucleotide messenger RNA. RefSeq lists its product as uncharacterized. Lineage: Eukaryota; Fungi; Ascomycota; Eurotiomycetes; Eurotiales; Trichocomaceae. Gene Ontology annotation, molecular function: mannan endo-1,6-alpha-mannosidase activity. The record is from RefSeq and is a predicted model, not a curated record. Gene Ontology annotation, biological process: fungal-type cell wall biogenesis; carbohydrate catabolic process. The transcript has 3 exons. Bases 1 to 1419 code for a protein of 472 amino acids.